AUGGCCACAGCCGGGCCUGGUACUGCCCUGGUGAACCAUCCCUUGGAGUAUGAGAAGACUGUGGUCUUUGUGCGGCAUGGCAUGACUACUUGGAAUGAGCAGAAGCGCAUCCAGGGGGACUCUGAUCUAUCAAUCCUCACCCCAUUUGGGGAAAAGCAGGCAGAGCUCACGCGCAAUGCACUGAGCAGAAUGCCCUUUGACAGCUGUUUCACCAGCCCGAUCAAGCGGGCAAGGAAAUUUGCAGAGCUGACGUGGUCAGGGAGGGAACGGCCGCUCAUACCCAUGCACACUCUGAAGGAGGCCCAUCUCGGCUGGCUACAGGGCAUGCGCCAAGAUGAGGCGCUGCAAACUCUGGAAGGGUCGCAUUGGAGGAAGAGUCCUAGCGACUUUGGCAUCGGCGGACGGUACCCGGUCAAGGAGGUCUUUGCGGCAGCUGCCGCCACCUGGCAGGAUAUACUAGAGGCGCCCGGGCAGCAGCAUUUGGUGGUUACGCACAAGUCCAUUCUGCGCGCGCUCAUCUGUGUGUCUCUGGGCCUUCCGGCGUCCUCCUUCCGCGCGUUUGAUGUCAACAAUGGCGGAAUUUGCACCUUCAGGGUGAACACGAAGGGAGAGGCCAUGCUGGCAAACCUGAACCAGACAGCACACCUGCACCACGAGGGUGUCUUCUACUGAGCUGCAGCGUAGGGGCGACAGACAAAAUUACCACAUCGGCACUGCAUUUGCCAAGCCUGGGCUUCACCGAAACAUUCCAACACUUAUCACGAGUGGGAAGGUGGCUGUUGGCACUGUUUGAGGUGCAGGAGAACCUCACUGUACUGCUCAUAGGUCACAGAAGUUGACUGAUGCCAGGAAAGCCUAUCAGGUUGUGGCAUGAGUUGCCGCCAGCUGGCACUGUUGCUCUCCGGGUUGACACUGCUACGCAGAUUUUCUGGAGAGUGCGCUCAUAUAUGCUAUGAGGGUUGUGGCAGGCUGAGAGUGUAUUGACACCGAUCAUUGAUAGGACGCAUACUUGAGCAUUGAUAGCAUGUACGUGAGGGCCAUGGCAGAUUUACUAUUAAGUGGAUGGGGGUGAAUUUUGGCUGUGUGCAGCUUAUUGCCUGGCAUGCGAGUAUGAUUGUUUCCGCAAAAGGGCAGUGAGUGAAGUGUCAGCCCAGUAUUGCCAUGAGUGAUGGUUCCUGACAUGUGUGCUGAUAUUGUAUAAGGCUGUCACUGUGCGGCCCAGCUGGAGGCAGUCUUGUGCUACAGGUCUGCAGAUUUUUGUAUCAAAGCGCUGAGGAUACGUGGUUACAUACAGCAGGAUGACAAGCGGAUGUGACAUACAUAAUG
Messenger RNA from Coccomyxa subellipsoidea C-169, 1326 nucleotides. RefSeq names its product phosphoglycerate mutase-like protein. NCBI's taxonomy places the organism in Eukaryota, Viridiplantae, Chlorophyta, Trebouxiophyceae, Coccomyxaceae. The record is from RefSeq and is a predicted model, not a curated record. The coding region runs from base 1 to 672 and encodes 223 amino acids. The transcript has 6 exons. Gene Ontology annotation, molecular function: phosphatase activity.